Aphanomyces invadans is the source of this 3384-nucleotide messenger RNA. RefSeq lists its product as hypothetical. Gene Ontology annotation, molecular function: DNA binding. Gene Ontology annotation, cellular component: replication fork protection complex. Gene Ontology annotation, biological process: DNA repair; replication fork arrest; DNA replication checkpoint signaling. The record is from RefSeq and is a predicted model, not a curated record. The coding region runs from base 1 to 3384 and encodes 1127 amino acids. NCBI's taxonomy places the organism in Eukaryota, Oomycota, Saprolegniomycetes, Saprolegniales, Verrucalvaceae. The transcript is spliced from 12 exons.
AUGGCCGACCCGACGGACACGUUAUUCGAGCGAGAAGAUGACGAAGGAGAUUAUGGAGACGAAUCGAAUGCCCACCGUGACAGAGCGAGAAGCUUGGAAGACCUUGACCUGUCUGGUGACGAGAUGUCGGACUUGCAAAAAGACGGAGCUGAUGCUUCGGCGAAACGGACCCUUGACCCCGACAUGUUGAACGAGUUGUUGCUUGUGUGCUCAAACCUUGGUAUGAUGACUGAGACAGAAGACGGCGGUACCAUGUUCACCCGCGGGGAAGACUGCGAAGAAUGGGUGCACGAUUUGCAGCGCGCAAUUCGACGAGACCAUGCGACGUAUCGUCUUGUCGGCAAGACCCUUGGACGAUGGAAAAUCUUGCAGAAGAAGCUGCUUCCUUUGCUGAUCAACCAUCAAAACGACUGGUCGUUGGUGUUUUCCAUCUUGAAGGUGCUUGUCAUGUUGACCAUGAAGCCUACGAACGAGUCCGACAACAUUGCACUUCAACUCAACUAUUUGCGCGGGUACAAGUACGCAUUCCUUCAGCACGGCGUGAUCCAGGUGUUGAUGGCGAUCCUGGUGGAACCUUUGUCCCGUGAAGGCUCGUCUCGCACCUCCCAGGACUACUUGAAUAUGGAGCUCGUUCUGACGCUGUUCCGCAAUCUACUGGCAAUUCCAAACGAAGACACCCGUCUCGUCACGUCUGCCACCAACCACUUGGCUCGCCUGCAGGAGGACCUCAUCUGCAUCUUACACGACGAAAACGUCUUCGAUAUGCUGCUGCUCUUUGCCGAGGACAUUGAAGCAGCAGAGAACAGAGAGUGGAAUCUGCUCGUGAUGGAAAUGCUCGACUUGGUGCUUCAAACAACAUCUCCCAAGCAGCUCGUGGCAUCCAUUUUGGCGCCAAAUCAAUCGUCUGGAAUCGACAAUGCUCCUGCCACCAAGAGUACUCCCCCCGCUGCUCUUGCCGCAACUUCUACAUCAUCUGGCACCGCCGCAUCGUCGUCGUCGUCUCUGCUGUCAAAGCUCAAUCAAGAACAAAAGAACCAAACGAAGUCGUACCACCGCCAUUCCAACUUUGGCGGCAUGCUUGUUCUAAAUGGCGUCAUGGGUCGCAAAACUGUCGUCACAGACUUUAGCAAAACUGGCGACCAAGUGAUCCCACAGGCCCAGCGGAAGCCGCAGCAGCGCAGCCGACGGAGCAAAGGGCACGGCAUGAACGACAUCAGUGAAGUGUUUGGGUCGAACGUCUCGUCCGCCGUCGACGGCAAGCUGGGCACGACCCUUCGCCACAUUUGCGACACGUUGCUGAGCAAGAGCUACACGUCACUAACGACGUCACUCAAGAACGAGUUCCGCCGAGGGAGCGCCAAGUUGUUACCGAACGAUCGCUUGCUGUACUUUCACUUGAUCUGGUUCUUGACGGCAUAUCACCGGGCCAAGGGACCGCACUUGAAGAAACUGCAAAGCCAACUCAACCAAGAGUAUGAAGCAAGGACGGCGGCAAAUGUUCGCACAAACGGCGUGGAAGUGUCGUUGGCCAUCGAAGCGCCGCCGUCUCUCGUCGCGACCUACGACCAAAAAGCGAUUCUGUCGACGCUGGAUAUGUUUUCGUUCAAUUUCGUGCUUCAAUCGAUUGAGAGCUAUGCUGAGGUGAAGAACCACCACGGCAUGAUGUUAUCGGUCAAGCUACUCGCGGAAAUGAUAGCGAUGCUGACUGACCUGGGCACCAGCGAAGACAUUCGACUCCAGCGGAUCGGCCAUUCCCUGCAGCACAAACUGUUUUACGAACGCGACUUUUUGGACCGGCUGCCGGUGCUUAUCAAGUCGUGGAUUCCGACCGUGUUUUCCUUUGAAUUCGCAACAAACGUCGUCACGCUGACCCAUUUAGUGCUCAAGAUGCUGGAAUCGCAGGGCGACCGCUUGAAAGUCCUUCAAAAACGUCGUCGCGUCCAAGCCAAGAAAAGCAACAAGACCAAGGACGAUGAAGAGUCGGAGGAAGAGACCGACCGCCUGAUUGAACAAGAGAUGCGUCGAAAGGAAGUGCAGUUUGACUCGAAAAAGUACUUUGGGUCCAUGGUUACCCACGAAAGCGUGCGAUUGUAUUGCUAUGUCCUGCAGCGGUACAAGACCAACUCGCCCAAAGUCAACCAUUACGUGUACGCGUUCUUUUAUCGCAUUCAACAAUUCCACGCGAUCGAAGACGGCACGAUGGAACCGAUGCUGUACAACAUUCACGUGUUGCUUGUCUUCAACAAGAUGCUCCAAGACACUGCCGCAACGUCCCGCGCAGAAUUCCGUCCAUUCGUUGACUUUAUCAAGCUGAUCAUUCGCAAUUUCUUUUCGCUGGCUGAGACCAACCACUUGGUGUUUGUCGAGUCCCUCGUGCGGCACCCGUUCGCUCCUCGGACGUGUGCGCAGAUCCAAAACAAGUACACGUCGUUGGCGAUGGGGAGUAAGGACGCCGUGGCAAUCCACCCAUCGAGUCCGUCCGCCGAACCCGUCCGCCGGUACAUUCCCCGCGAGUAUGACAUGGACGGCGAGGCAGAAUUCGACGGCACGAUGUCGUUUGGGGUAGCGAAACCUGCCGACGCCCCAUCGAGCAACAAACCGAGAAAGAAACGUGACAAUACGAAGAAGUGGACGAAAAUCGAAGACCGGUACCUUGCUAAAAUGUUCGCCAAGUACCGCCACCUGCCGUCCGUGUUUGAAGUUAUUUCGUACGAAGACAUGUUUCAAGAUCGCGACCGGACUCCGGACCAGAUCGAGCGCCGGGUCAAGAGCCUCAAACUGCACAAACAAAAGGACUACGACUUUUCCACUGACGACGAUGACGAGAUCGCCAGCAACAGCAAGAAGCCCUGGGACGACUCCACCGACGACGACGAUAACGCAAAGACUUCGACGAGUCCGACGGUUCCGAACGAGCUUCCGCGACGAGUUGGCAGGCGGCGUCGGCUCACCCGCCCGUCCACGAAGGAAGACAGCUCGGACGACGACGGCAUGGACUUGUUGGCGCAGUCGUCACCUCGGCAAUCAAAUUCAAAACCCGAAGACGGGCAAGCGUCGCCACAGCAACACGACUCGGCAGCAUCCCCGUCCUCGUCCCCGCCGCAAACGAAGACACCUCGGCUCGUCCGACCCGCCAAAAACGACGACUCUGACGACGAUGACCUGGACAUGCUGCUGUCACGGGGCAGCAGUUCGACAUGGUCACCCGAACAAACCAAACGGCGCCGCGGAGACGCCGACAGUCUGCCAGACUAUAUCGUGGCCUCCAAGCGCACCCGGCACGACGACGAAAGCCGCGUGGCGGACGAAGCUCAGCAGAGCGAAGUGCGCGGCGUGAUCGAGCAGAGCGAAGACUUUUCGUUCGAGCAGAGCGUCGACAUGUAG